Molecule: messenger RNA, 1727 nt
Organism: Catharus ustulatus (Swainson's thrush)
Lineage: Eukaryota; Metazoa; Chordata; Aves; Passeriformes; Turdidae
Gene: MTFR1L
Product: mitochondrial fission regulator 1 like
Exons: 6
Coding region: 94-951 (285 amino acids)
Biological process (GO): aerobic respiration; mitochondrial fission
Cellular component (GO): mitochondrion
Source: RefSeq, a predicted model, not a curated record
GGCCGAGCUGCAGCCGCAGCCACUCCUUGUGUUUGCAGUGAGCGAGACCCGGCGGAGCGGCGGCGAUGAGCGGGCGGCGCUGAGCCAGCCGAGAUGGACGCGGAGGCCACCAUCCCCAUCUGGCAGAACAAGCCCCAUGGCUCAGCCCGCAGCGUGGUCAGGAUGAUCGGCUCCAACCUCCCCCUGAAGCCCUGUCCCAGGGCCACCUUCGAGGUGCUGCCCAGUGUGUCAGAUCUGUAUUUGGGUGAGGUGCCCCCCGUGCCCACCUUGGCUGACAUCGUGUGGAUUGCGGCGGACGAUGAGGAGACCUACGCCAGGGUCAGAAGUGACACUCGCCCGCUGAAGCACAAGUGGAAGCCCAGUCCCUUCACAGUGAUCCAGAGAAACGCCUCAGUGCCCAACCUGAGGAGGCAGGAGGAGAAGCUGCUGGCCCUGAAGAAGCCUGGUUUGCCAGCCCUGAGCAGGACCACGGAGCUGCAGGAUGAGCUGAGUCACCUGCGCAGCCAGAUCGCCAAGAUCGUGGCUGCAGAGUCAGCCUCUGCCCAGCUGAGCCCGGAGCUGCUGUCCCCGGGGAGCUCCAACGCCUCCUCCCCCGUGCACUGCUUCGGGCCCUCCUUCCAGUCCACCACGUCCUUUGUCAUCAGCGACAUCACGGAGGAGGAGGCGGAGCUGGAGAGCCCCGAGCUGCCCUCGGUGGCCGAGCUCUGCUCCGCCCCGGAGAGCUGCCGGCCCGAGCCCAAGGAGCCCGAGGAGGAGGAUUCCGUGUCCCUUUCCAAGGCCAGCAGCUUUGCUGACAUGAUGGGAAUUCUCAAAGACAUUCACAGGAUGAAGCAGAGCAAGGAUCUGAGCCGUCCCUCUCUCAAGGAGCAGGACCCUGCCGUGCUCAUCGCCGAGGUGCUCCGGAGGAAAUUCGCCCUCAAGGACGAAGACCUGGCCCUGAAGGAGAAGUGAUGCUGCUGCCAUCAGCUCUGUAAGCACCAGAAAAUGCUCCCCAAAGCUCUGCACAGUAGCUGCCUUGUCCCCAGGAUUGCUGAGCUGCUCUGUGAGGGAGCAGCCGUGCUUUGAGCAGGACUCUCGGGCAGGAAAGGCCCUUUGGCUUCGGUGUGUUUUCCAUGUGUUGUUCUAUUUAAGAAAAACCUUUUUCAGAAGAUGGAAGCUCUUUUCCACCUGUGUUUUGGUGUUGGUGAGGAUCUCCUGGAGGAAGUUUUCUACCUGCACUUUUCCUUAGGUUGCAGUUAAGCACUGAGCUGUGAGGAUAAAACCAGUCCCUGUGCAGGGUGAGCAGGACAAACCCUGCACUCCUCCAUCCUGCUCAGGAGUGCUUCCAGCUCUCCAGGCCUUUGGGGGAUGUUGGAAAAUAUUUUUAUUUUUCCCCCAAACCCCCCUGGCUUUGUUCUGAGGGAUCCCCUGAGCCCUGGGUGUUUUUUCUCUCACAGAUCAGCCCCCACAGUUGCAUGACAGAAUGGCCUUAAUUUCUUGCCAGUAAUUUAAUGUUCCAUUACCAGUCCCUGUGUUUUAUUUCACCCCCCAAAGGUCUCUUGAUUGACCUUGCACCAGUGCAAAGGGCCAAGCAGCCCAGGGGAGGGAGAGCUUGGCCUUGGCUGUGGCUGCAGUUCCCCCUCACCCAGAGCUCUCCCCCAGCUCCACGUUCCCUGCACUGCCCCUCAUGGCUGUAUUUAAAAUAUGAUUUUUUUUUUUCCUUUCUAUAAAAUGGAGCCUUAAUAAGA